AUGCGUUGGUCAGAGCAGAUCAGCGCCGUGGGCCUGAAGGGCAUGCAGACACAGCGGCAUUCGAAGGAGUUAUCGGAGCGUAUUGAGGCAGCUCUGAAAACGGAGGCUACAAGAUAUCGCAACCUAGCCCAAGCUGCAUAUGCUGAGAUUGCUGCUGACAGGGAAGCAGACGAGUCCCUCAAGCGCGCGCACGAAGCUCGCAAGCGAGAAGAGGCGCGCGAGGCGAAACGCAAGCAGGAAUUGGAUGAGAAGAUCCGACGUGAGCAGGAGAAGGCAUUGCGAGAGAAAGAGAAGCUCGUCCCACUGAAGCUGCGAAUGGCUGGACUCAGGGCAGACACCAUCGAGGACAAGGUCAAGUUUGGCCACCUGGCCGAGCAGAAGGUAGCCAAGGCAUUGGACCUCAAGGGUUCGUGUGACAGGCAUUCGAUGAAGCUGUGGUGGGACUCUUGGCGUCAAGAUGACGAGAACGCUGCCCUCGGAUCCGAAGCCGCGGGGGACUACGAGAAGUACAUGGACACGCCACCACCAACAACAGAGCGAGGGGAACCAGCCAGUAGCUCACAGGGGGUGACCACUGCAAAUGUGAGAAAGGAGUACUGUGCCUCAGCCACCCCACCGGACUGGGGGAGCCCGGACAGCCAAGAUGAAGAGGGGGAAGCCCAACCGGGGCGACCGGACGAAGACCACCAAGAAGCAGACCGGGGGGAGCAGGACGACAACAACAACGACCAUUACCAGGACCAAGUCGAGGCAAUGUGGCCAUGGGGCAAAACGCCGUUGCAGCCUGUCCGACAGAGCGGGGAAGCCAACGGGUACAACAGGUGCAAGACCACAUGGCCAGACACCGGGACGCCGGUGGGCAACCAGAUCUUGUUGCUGAAGGAUAAGCAGGUCGAGGACGGUGACACUUUGGAAAGCUUCGACAUCUCCUCGUCAGCGACCUUCAUUCUGCUACGGCGUGCUCCGCUGCUGUCCGGAGCCAUCAAUCGUGAAGAUCUGGAGCAUCUCUUACAGGACAAUCUCGCUCUUCAGCAGGCCAUCGAGGCUUACAGCAAUGACCUGCAGUACCUGCCCUCAGACAUUGCAGCAAUGUCUCGGCAAGUUGUGGAGGGCCUUAUUGCAAGUGGGUCAGUUCCAGACAUGCCGGAUGGCUCGGAGGACCAGUGGCAGGAACUUGUGGCUCAUGCAGGCAAAGCUCGACAGGUCGCAUUUUCAAGGGCUCUCCGUGCCCAGCUCGAGAAAAUUUCCUCGAGCCUUCCUGGUAAGCCGCGACAGGAACCUCAUCCACGGGACAUGCAGGACCAUGCCCGCUCUCUUCCUGUUCCUGCGCAAACAGGGCUGGCUGGCAAAAAAGAUCCAAGUUGCUACACACAGAGGUUACAACCUGAGAGCCACCCUGCAGCAGUUCCUGAAGGAGGCGAGCCCGCUCUUGAAGCAGAUGCGGCUUUGCGGCAUGUGGAUUUGCCACAGCGCCCCAACAAGUCCACCGGACCUUGGAGAGGGGCAGGGCAGGAGCUGAAAGAAUUCCUUCAUCGGCAGUGGUCUCUCUGUGAGGGCCAAGAUGUCGGCUGA
This is a messenger RNA of Symbiodinium sp. CCMP2592, 1572 nucleotides long. The record is from the annotation of a GenBank genome assembly. Lineage: Eukaryota; Dinophyceae; Suessiales; Symbiodiniaceae.